CAUCACCGAUCACACCAUCUUCCUUCACGGUUUCCCUCCGAGCACAAGAAAACCAAAUGCAAAAGCAAAACCUCGCCAUCUCUUUCUGCCUUCCUCUUUCAGACCAGAAAAACAAGAACCCAUCCAUGACAAGCAAAGAUACGGUGCCCCAAUGCCGGCGGGACGGUGGGGACGAUGACGCCAACAACUCGGGCUCGGACUCGGAAGCUCCCGAUGACUUUGAGUUCUGUAUACCAUCGUCCGGGGGCCUCGUUCCGGACGGCGUGGACGCCGCUGACAUGUGCGUCGCCGGCGAGGUCUUCUCCGGCGGCAAGCUACUCCCGCUGCGCCUCUCCUCGGCUACCGCCGCUGACGUGUCCGCCCUCCUGCUGCUUCGCUCGGACUCGCUGGACGGCGCCACGACGGUGGCAUCCACCAGCGACUUCAGCUCGCGCUCGGACAGCCGCAGUGCGAGCUCCAGCAGCAGCAGCAGCAGCGUGAGCCGAAGCGCAUCGUCCAAGAGCGCGUCCUCGGAAUCCAUCUCCCAAAGCCACUCGUCCAAGAGCGCCUCCUCUGACGCCGUCGCGCCGCGGCGGCGAUCAGUCACAAACAGUUUGUUCUAUGGCCACCCGAGCCCGUCACCUCGACCGCCCCGCCGGACUGGAGGCUCGAUGGCUACUUCCGCUGCGCGCCGCAGCACCGGGUCAGCGCCACCGGCGGCAUGGGGCGUCAACGUCAUACGACUGGGCGUCGUGGGCGCCCCAGAGGUGUACGCUCCGCGCGAGACCGAGUCCCGGAAAGUGGGGAGAGGCGGGAGCCGGAGCGCGAGGUUCGAGCAGCCGAGGCCCGCCGGUAAGGAGCCGGUGACGGCCGUGGAUAAGAAGCUCGCGCUUGGGUUAUUGGGAGCUGGCCUGGUGUGCUCGUGCUCGGCUGACGCCGUCGAGCCGGUGAGCUCUCGGGAGGCAGCUUCGGCGGCAGCCAGGCGGAGGAGAAGGAAUAAGGCGGAAGAGACGAAGAAAGGGGACGUGAAGAGCGGACGGGGCACGGUACGGAGGAGCAGGAUUCUGGAGUGGCUGGAGGAGCUAUCCAUUGCCAAGCCCAAGAAUUUCGUACAGAAAUGAUUCUGUAAUUCUUAUCUCGUUCUAGUUUUUUCAUUUUUUUCGUCUCCUAAAUUCUUUGAUGGCUAUGGCUCUGAAAAUGUUUGAAUUUCUUUCGAACACGCGAUUCAAUUGCUUGAAAAUA
Lolium rigidum is the source of this 1221-nucleotide messenger RNA. RefSeq lists its product as uncharacterized. The transcript has a single exon. Lineage: Eukaryota; Viridiplantae; Streptophyta; Magnoliopsida; Poales; Poaceae. The record is from RefSeq and is a predicted model, not a curated record. The coding region runs from base 57 to 1100 and encodes 347 amino acids.